AUGCGUCGUUGGCAAACCACACGUUACGUCAGCGAACCGCACGUCGUCAGCGAACCACACGUCGUCAGCGCACCGCACGUCGUCAGCGAACCGCACGUCGUCAGCGAACCGCCCGUUAACGCAGAGAACGGCACGUCGUCAGCGAACCGCAAGUACGUCAACGACGUGCACGUCGUAAACAAACCACACGUGCGUCAAAGAACUACACUUCGUUAUCAAACCGCUCAUCACUACCGCUAG
Molecule: messenger RNA, 240 nt
Organism: Macrosiphum euphorbiae (potato aphid)
Lineage: Eukaryota; Metazoa; Arthropoda; Insecta; Hemiptera; Aphididae
Source: the annotation of a GenBank genome assembly